This is a messenger RNA of Striga hermonthica, 570 nucleotides long. NCBI's taxonomy places the organism in Eukaryota, Viridiplantae, Streptophyta, Magnoliopsida, Lamiales, Orobanchaceae. The record is from the annotation of a GenBank genome assembly.
AUGCAAGACCACAACAAAAAAAACAAUAACAAGAAAAUCACCACCAACAAUCCCAACCCAACCACCACAACUGCCACCGCCCAAGCCUGCGCCGCCUGCAAAUACCGCCGCCGGAAGUGCGCCCCCGACUGCAUCCUCGCCCCAUACUUCCCCCACGACCGUCAGCCGCAAUUCCUCAACGCCCACCGCCUAUACGGCGUUAGCAAUAUCGUCAAAAUCGUUCGCCAGCUGGGCCCCGCCGAUCGGGACGCCGCCAUGUGGACCAUCGCCUUCGAAUCCGACGCUCGAGCCGCGGACCCCGCCGGUGGGCUCUACCGAGUCGUGCGCGACCUCGAGCGCCGGAUAGCCCUCGCCAGGGCCGAGCUCGAGGCCGUCCUCCGCCACCUCGCCGCAUAUGGGUUUAGGGAAGAGGGGUUCAAAUUUGAUUCACAAGGAAAUAUUACACCAAGCAACAAUGGUGGUUUUACAGAGAGAGCCGCAUUCAAGCAAGAUGAUGAAUGCUUGUCGUACAUUCAAGACGACGAGGAUUUGAAGGUGGCUGCCGCCGUGUUCAAUGGUCUCACAAACUAA